CCCUGGCAUAGUCUUCACCACCACGAGAAGGUUAUCACAAAGCAAUUUGCUCUGACACUGUUGAAGGAAAUCUCCCCCCAGAAGCAUUUGCUGAAAGUGCUACAUUUGUCACUAGGGUGCCUGGUAUUUCAUACUUUGCUUCGAAAAAAAAAAAAAAUCAAGACACAUAACUAAUUAGAAAAGUUAUAUACUGAGAGAGGUCACCACAUUUUUGGAGUACGGGAAAAAGGAGGAAAAUAAAGAUCUGGGAUUGCUUCAAAACAAAAAUGAUGUUGGAUCUGAAAGGCUGUGCCCAGGAGACAGAGCACCCAUCAGGCACAGAGCCGCACAGGAUGAAAGACAAGUGACAUGUAGCCUAUGGACAGAAACCACAAGAAGAGGAGAUUAUGUUUCUUUUAUUAACUCUUUUCUGGACGUUCAUUUCAUUCACUCUUUUAUGUCACGCCAAAGGACUAGAGCCAUGGGACUGCCAGGAAAAUUAUCAUUACGUAGGUAACAACCGGUCUGCUUGCAACGGUCCAACACCUUUCCUGUUAUUCAGCCAUGGAAAUGAUAUUCUCAGCAUUGACAUUGAUGGUACUAAUCUCAAGACAAUAGUGGCCAGCGCAGGAUCAUCAGUGUUGCUGGAUUUUGAUCAUAAAGAACAAAGACUUUACUGGCUUGAUCCUAAGAGAGGCUUUAUACAGAGGAUAUUUCUAAAUAAAACUAAACGUGAGAGAAUGCGUGCUGUAAUACAAGGAGCCACACAAUUCACAGUGGAUUGCAAAAACAAGAACAUUUUCUGGACUAACCAGCAAAAGGGAACCAUAGAGUGGACUGGCAUGAGUGGAAAGAAAGCUAGAACCCUUUUGAGAGGUUUAGUUCACCCCAACUUCAUUUCUGUUGAUCCAGUGGAGGGGUUACUCUUCUGGACAUCUGGUAGUUCGGUGUCAGUGAUUCAAAGAUCUAAUCUGAAUGCAACCUCCAUAACUGCUGUUACUGAAAUGAGGGGGGAUAUUAAAGCCCUUGCACUGGACAUAGAUACUAAGAAAAUAUACUGGAUCUUAUCUAAACAAGAAGGUGAAGAAUCAAGCAUUGGCACUUGUACUUACUAUGGGGACUCUGUAACAGUAAUCAAGAAAAUAGGCCAUUUUUCAAGACAAAGCAGUUGGGGACUUUCACUUUUCUCAGAUCACAUCUACUAUACAGAGAGAAAAUCUUCCAUCCAGAUUCUAAGUAAAUACACUGGAAAAGAAAAUGUAAUAAUCACUUUAAAACUGUCCAUGGUGGACAUCUCAGAUAUAAAAAUAAUCCCUCGGCUGACAUCGAGCUUUCCUUCCAGGUCCGGGUCAGAGGUGUGCACUUUGGUGAAUGAUCAUUGUACAGGGGUAUGCCAAAUCAACGGAGAUAGCCAGCAGUGCAGAUGUAACGAAGGCUUUCAACUUUCUUAUGAUGGCAAACACUGUGAAGAUAUUAAUGAAUGUGCCUUAUGGAGUCAUGGCUGCACUCUCGGCUGUGAAAAUAUCCCAGGCUCCUAUUAUUGUAGCUGUCCCAGAGGUUACGUCCUUCUCCCCGACAAGAAGUCAUGUCAUGAUGAGAUACCAUGUACACAGGACAACAGGAACUGCAGUCAUGGCUGCGUACAGACAGCUGGAGGACCUAUCUGUUUCUGUCCUGAAGGGUCUGUUCUUGAAAGUGAUGGCAAAACAUGCAAAGGUUGUUCCUCUCCAGACAAUGGUGGAUGUAGCCAGGUAUGCAGGAGAACCAGGGAUGACAGCUGGGAAUGUGACUGUUUUCCAGGUUAUAAUCUUCAGAGGGACAAGAAAAGCUGUCUUGCUUCCGGUCCUCGGCCAUUUCUAAUGUUUGCAAAUGUACAUGACAUCCGGAGGAUAAACUUUGAUGGGACGCAGUAUGAAAGUCUUCUGGCUUCACAGAUGGGGAGAGUCUUGGCUCUGGAUUAUGACCCUGUGGAAAAUAGGAUUUACUUUGCACACACAGCUCUGAAGUGCAUAGAAAGUGCAAAUAUGGACGGAAGCAGCCGUACAAAGGUGAUUUCCGAAUUCAUGGACACACCAGAGGGUCUAGCCAUUGAUGCCAUCAACCGAAAACUUUACUGGACAGACAGAGGAAAAUCCUGCAUAGAAAUGAGUGAUUUAAGUGGAAGAAACCGGAAAAUAAUUGUGGAGAAAAAUGUACAUCAGCCAAGAGGAAUUUGUGUUCAUCCAGGUGCUGGGAGAUUAUUUUGGACAGAUAUUGGGCCCAAUCCAUAUAUAGGAAGCUCCAGUCUAGAUGGUCAUGAAAGGAUGGUUGUGAUCAGCACUAAUUUAGCGUGGCCUAGUGGGAUUACUGUGGACACCCUCACAAAUAAGCUGUAUUGGUGCGAUACCAAGAGAUCUGCUGUGGAAUCUUCUGAUUUGGAUGGAUCAAACCGAUUCCUCCUUUCGCAGAAUGAUGUAGGCCAUCCUUUUGGUAUAGCCGUAUUCGAAGAUCACAUAUGGUUGACUGACUGGCUGCAGCCAUCUAUAAUAAGAAUGAACAAAAGGAAGGCAAAGAGCUGGGUACGUGUACAGGGCGAUAUGAAGAGGCCUUCAGCACUUGUGGUCAUACACCCUUUGACCAAGCUAGCCAUUACUGACAGCAUACCUGAACCUAGAAAAGACAUAACUGUAGGCAAUGAGACAAAGCACCAUGAGUCCUUCCUCCACGGCCCACUAACUACCAUCUUUUAUGCGACAGUUAAUGAUUCUCACACCAGCAAUGCACUGGCAACUGAAAUACUGGUGUCAGAUGAGAGUCUCUGUGUGCACAGUCAGUGCGAUAUCAAUGCACGCUGUGUGCUAUCACAAGAUGGACCAAGAUGCCAGUGCCUGGAAGGCUAUACUGGGAAUGGCAGGACCUGUAAUGAUAUUGAUGAAUGCCUUUUUUUACACAUUGCUGCUUGCGACCCAUACCGAGCAGAAUGUAUUAAUAUGGAGGGCGGUUAUAUCUGCAGAUGCAUGGAAGGUUUUCUGGGAAAUGGUCUUGAGUGCACUGAGCCAUUCGCAACUGUUAAUACGACAGUAAAUGACACAUCUGGAAAAAGUCACACACAGGACUGUCCUGCUUCCCAUGAUGACUUCUGUUUCCAUGGCAAAUGCAGAUACUUCCCGGAUCUGGACGAAUACGGCUGUGUUUGUACUGCAGGAUAUUUUGGAGAGCGAUGUCAGACUUAUGACCUGAAGUGGUGGGAGAAGCACAGUGCACAGCUGAAGAUUCGCAACAUCACAAUUAGUGUUUCAUUGGUGGUCCUCCUCCUCGUACUGGGACUUGGGGGUUUUGCAGUGUACUAUUACAGGCAUCAACUUAAGCAAAGCAGAGACACUGACAGGCGGCACGUCGAGCAGCAUUAGUAGCGGGUGGAAGUCAGCCUACGUGUCCAGUGAGCCUGAGAAAUUGGAGAAUGGACAAGUUAUUGGUCUAUGGAGCGCGGCCCAAACACCGGAUCAUGUAUAAACUAAUAAAGCUUGGAAAAAGAUCCUGAAUACGAGCAAAUCACAAUGGAUUCUACAAUACAGGCUAGAGUGGAUCCUCUUUUCUUAUUCUUUUUUGAACUGGAAUAUAAUUUGCAGAGAAUCAUCCUUCAAAAAUACCUGGAAAUGGGCAUGGGGGGUAUGUGGAUGAAGACUGUAACAUUGCCAAAAUGGCUGGUUUGUCAAAUAAACCGUUAUCUGGAUUAUUGUGAUGUCAUUAUCCCAGUAAGUGCUGAACAUGACAAGUUUUUUUUUUUAAACCCAUUUGUUUUACAGAUAGCUUGUCCUGAAACAUGACUAGUGUUAUGUAAGAUACACCCAUAGUGAAGUUAGACGUUCAUGUUUCCAUUAAUGUACAUAUUGUCUAUUUCUGCUGAAAAGGUCACAAUGGCAAAUGCACUGGAGAUGUUCAUUGUGAUAACAAUGAACCAUUUCUACUGUGUCUAGAGCUGCUGUUAAUAUAGUCCACAAUUAUAGAUGUAAGUACAAAGGACACUGACCAAAGGCGGAUCAUAACAGGGAUGUUUAAGGUGACAGCUCCAGGUCCGAAAUCCCUGUAGGCCCAUUGUCACCCAAACGCCCAUUACAAGGAAGG
Bufo bufo (common toad) is the source of this 4083-nucleotide messenger RNA. RefSeq names its product epidermal growth factor (gene EGF). The coding region runs from base 387 to 3368 and encodes 993 amino acids. The transcript is spliced from 21 exons. The record is from RefSeq and is a predicted model, not a curated record. Lineage: Eukaryota; Metazoa; Chordata; Amphibia; Anura; Bufonidae. Gene Ontology annotation, molecular function: calcium ion binding.